AUGGGUAAGGAGUCUAAAGAGGUCUUCAACAACUUAGUGACCCUCAGCAAGAAGCUGGAGCUAGAUCUGCAAGAGGACAACUUCACUGAACUCCUUGCUGUGCAGUACGAGGAGCUCACUAGUGAGGACCUGAUGGAAUUAGAGGACCAGCAAAAAAAUGAAGAGAGCCAAGAGGCAGGUGUAACUAAAGAACCAAAGAGAUUCACAGCACAAGAAAUGACAAGGAGAUUUUCCUUGCUUGAGGCGCUGUUAGCUUUUGAGGCACAGGACCCCAAUACAUCACUGGAUCGUUUUUUCAAGAGGGUAGACAGAAUUGAAUCCAUCAAAAAACCUGUGUCACCAACAUCAAGUGGGACCAAAAUCCCAUCUCGCCCUCCAUCUCCUAUUGCUGAUGAUCCUUCAGCUCCACUGUCUUCCACACUGCCUCCUCCUCUAACAUCAUCAGGAUCUCAGAAAACAGAAGAGUGUCAAAAAUCAGUAACAGAGGUUGAGUCAAAACUGCAGCAGCGAUUGCUUUGCCUCGGGUACCGGAGGCAGACGCCCGCUGGGCUCCAGGUUACCCGCGGAGCCAGUUACCACGGCCCCGCCCCCCCGCGGGUCCCGGCGCGCCAGCCAAUCCGCUCGGGCCAUCCCCUUCCCAUCGGGCGCCCCGCCCCCGCGCCCGGGAGGUUGGGCCCCCGCGGUGUGACGCGAGCACGGCAGCUCCGCCCCCUGCGUCUCUGGCCUCGCUGGCCUUGGGGGGAUGGUUCCAUCAUGGCGUCAAUGCAGAAACGACUUCAGAAAGAACUGUUGGCUUUGCAGAAUGACCCGCCUCCUGGGAUGACUUUAAAUGAAAAGAGUGUUCAAAAUUCAAUCACACAGUGGAUUGUAGACAUGGAAGGUGCACCAGGUACCUUAUAUGAAGGAGAAAAAUUUCAACUUCUAUUUAAAUUUAGUAGUCGAUAUCCUUUUGACUCUCCUCAGGUCAUGUUUACUGGUGAAAAUAUUCCCGUUCAUCCUCAUGUUUAUAGCAAUGGUCAUAUCUGUUUAUCCAUUCUAACAGAAGACUGGUCCCCAGCGCUCUCAGUCCAGUCAGUUUGUCUUAGCAUUAUUAGCAUGCUUUCCAGCUGCAAAGAAAAGAGACGACCACCAGAUAAUUCUUUCUAUGUGCGAACAUGUAACAAGAAUCCAAAGAAAACAAAAUGGUGGUAUCAUGUUUUUGGAGCCGUGAGGGAUACAGAAGUUUGAUCAAUAUUGUCUUAACAUGCUUCAAAUAAAUCAGAUGUUCUCAGUGCAGCUGAGUCUUGGCGAGCAGUCAUGGGAAUCGGAAGGAAGCAGUAUAAAGAAGGCCCA
Messenger RNA from Heterocephalus glaber (naked mole-rat), 1332 nucleotides. The record is from RefSeq and is a predicted model, not a curated record. NCBI's taxonomy places the organism in Eukaryota, Metazoa, Chordata, Mammalia, Rodentia, Bathyergidae.